This is a messenger RNA of Fusarium vanettenii 77-13-4, 4383 nucleotides long. RefSeq lists its product as uncharacterized. The coding region runs from base 1 to 4383 and encodes 1460 amino acids. Lineage: Eukaryota; Fungi; Ascomycota; Sordariomycetes; Hypocreales; Nectriaceae. Gene Ontology annotation, biological process: mitochondrial tRNA threonylcarbamoyladenosine modification. The record is from RefSeq and is a predicted model, not a curated record. Gene Ontology annotation, cellular component: mitochondrion. The transcript is spliced from 2 exons.
AUGAACUAUUCCGCACAGUCUCAACUCCCACCUUACCCUCCUCCAUAUACAGCAGCCCAACCGCGAGUACAGGAGGACUGGGAAGACUGGGAGGACGAUGACCACAUUGCGCCAAUCCACGCCGGCGAGCAGGCCUCGACCGGCUUCACCCCCGCGCAUCGUGUAUCAUCUCGAACUUCCAAGCUUUACGGACAACGAUCAUCGAGAGUCUCCGCUGCUAGAGCCACACGAGUCAAGUCUCGACAACGCCAAAAGGCCCAAAAUGCCAAGGCAGGUAUCAAGCUCAUUACCGACAUGUCUACUUUCCGACGCCAGACCAACUUCGGCCAUACCAGGCACACACCAGUGGGUCGUACUGGAAGAUUCGUUGAUGCUGCUGCCCUGAGGGCUCUGGAAGGAGAGCCAAACUCGGCUUCAGUAGGAAACUGGAACUGGUUCAAGAGGGGCAAGGAUCAAAGUCCAGCGACCGCCUCGCCUCAACAACUAUCGGCCCAGUCAGCACGAACUCUGGACCCAAAGCUCUCACCAGAUGACCGACCCAUCGUGAUUGGCAUUUCUCUUUCGUCUGAAGAGGCAAAUGGUUCCGUGGGAGGCUACAAUACUUCACCAACCCCUAUCGAGACUCCUCAUCCCGAACCUCCUCGGCAACAACCGGCGCCUGAUAACCUCGCUGCUCCUGCUCCUACUUCCAAGCCACUUCCCACUGCUGCUCAACAAAAGUCAGUAUGGUCGCCUGAUACCCCCGAUACUGCCUCCUCGUUCAGCACGAUCCGCUAUGCUUCGAGCAUCUAUUCGCAAUUCCCAGUCCCCCCCGAUAGCGACGCCCCUCCAGUACCAGCGGUUCCAGAAAACUUCAAGAAGGCACAAAACAAUCGGCAUGUUAGCAUCGACAUGGGCGGUAACGCUCCCGAGGACUCGGAUAGCGGGACCCCAUGCACCCUCUUUGAAGAGGAUGGAACCUCAAGCCCACAGAAACAGUUGAAGACCAAGUCACCCGGAGUGACCCCAGACAGCGCUGGUUCCAAGACUCGCGGGUGGUGGGAUCAUCAUGUUGUCACUCCCUUCAUGGACAAGAGGCUCACCUUUACGACCGCUUUGAAGCAGACCUUUGAAUCACCCAAAGAUAUUCGCAUUGAUGAGUGGUGGAACAAGGUUGAGGACAAGCCCCAGCCGAAACAAAUCCAAAACCCGAAUUCAAACCCGAACCUGUACCUCACGCCGAACCUGCUGCUUGGUCCAUUCCAGACACCCAUCGUCAAGGAGCCCAUGCCACGUCGAACGCCCUCGCCUCGUAUCGAAAGCAUAGCUGAGUCUUCUUCUGGCCCUUCAACCGCCCGGUCAUCCCCAGUCCCCAACGCAACCUCGAGCAUUAUGAAGCCGCGGAUUGUCAUCACGUCAGAGGUUAUGUCUGACGUGCCACCCCCAUACUCACCUCCGCCAAAAAAGACUGAAGGCACGCCGAUCAAGUACGCGGCUGUGCUGCCACCUGGACAUGCUCUCCAGACCCAAUUUCCACCAUCUCCUGGACCCACGUCUCCCGGGCCUAUGUCCCCGGGUCUUGCCUCAACCAUGUCCUCUCAGAGGGGUACUCAUUUGCAAGAAGUCCCAUUGACGCCUGCUCCUCGCGAGAACGUUCGGGACAAUAUUCGACUCUCGCAGAUGCCGCUCCCAACACGGCCGAUUGGAACCUUUGUACCCCAAGAACAUUCGCUUGCUGAUGGGACGCAAAUGACCAAGGUCGAGCGUACACGACGUCGACACGAGAAGGAAGACGUGGUAGCCCGACGCUUGGGUGGUUUCUGGAGGGGCAGGGGAUGUAUCCCUAAGGAGGGCUGCUUUGGUCGAACUGGUCGGGAGGGACGCAAACGUCGACGGGUUUGGAUGAUUGUGGCUGGCGUCAUUAUUGCUCUGAUGAUUCUGGCGAUCACACUAGGAGUUGUUUUGAGCCGCCCCCACCACAAGAAGGAACUCCCCUCGAUUUGGGUCAACCUGACAGAUUUCCCUCCUAUGCCCACAGGAGGUCUGACGGUGGUUGGACCAGACAAUGUUGUGGCCAAGUCUGGCUGCACUGAGCCCUCGACCAUGUGGAGCUGUGCUCUCCCCAAGGAGCAGCACAAGUCGGUUUCCCCUUACAAGCCUACCCAGCCGACCAUCAUGAUGCAGAUCCAGUGGGACAACAGUACACGCAAUGAGUGGAAGGUUCCCAACGGAGACCCCCCUUCAGCCAAGCACCGCCGAAGUAUGGGUAUUGCGGCGCGUGCGAGCAGCUUGAUCCGAGAGCGACAGACAACCGACUUUGAACCCAGCCCUGACCAGCCAAACUUUCAGGAGAUGUGGUUCUUGGGCAAUACGACUGACGACAUCAAGUCGAAGGAGAAGGCAGGUGAAGCAACGCCUUUCUACAUCAGCCUGGUGGAUUCUAUCGAGACCCAGGAGACCAAGGAGCUGGUUAAGCGUGAUAGCUCACCGGAAGUCAAGGUCAACCUGACUGACGCUCUUCCGCCGCCUGAGCUAGAUACAGACGGCAAACCCAAGCCAGCUGUGUUGCUGCCAAAGCCUGUGCAGCAACCGGUGCGGCUCUACGACCGUGGUCUCCCCACCGAGCACUACGGGUUCUACACAUACUUCAAGCGAACCAUCUACCUGAAAUCGGUAACGGUUCUCAACAACACUGAUGAGGGUGACAUUCCAUUGGACGAGGAUGGCGGCUGCGGGGAGACUGAGGCCGACUUCCUCACCACCUGGAGCGAGACACGGCUGUUGGUCCAAAUCUGGACACGCAAGCUCGCAAGCAACACAUCAUCGCUACUCGAGCCUAAGGGCAUGGGUAGCAUCGAUGGUUCCACGGAGCUGAUCCGACCAGGCACAAUGCCGUACCCGGUGACAGUGACCAUGGAUACACACGGCGGAGACCGGGGGAAGAAGUUUGUGUGGGCGUGGCCGAUUAACAACCGGCAGCAGGUAGAUGAGGGCAAUCCCAAGUUGCUGGCCAACAACAUUGCCUACGGUGGAACAUGGAUCAACAAGCGAUCAGACGGGGACGAGAAGUUUGGCGGAUUCGACGGCGGGACCGGAGGAUGUAAAUGCCAAUGGCGCCGUAGCCGCUCCCUCGUGACGCUCGCCAUCGAGACGUCCUGCGACGACACUGGAGUCGCCAUCCUCCGACACACACCCAAGUCGACCGAGCUCCUCUUCAACGAGCGCAUAUCAUCCGACAACCGCGCCUUCAAGGGAAUACACCCACUGGUCGCCGUAAAAGGCCAUAGCUCUGCGCUGGCACCCCUCGUCCGCCGCGCCCUCGACGCUCUGCCUGACCAUGUCGGUGAUGGAAGGCAUUGCACUGCGCCUGGUGGUGCUCGCAAGCAGAUUCCGGACUUUGUCUCGGUGACGCGUGGGCCUGGGAUGCGCUCUAAUUUAGGGAUUGGGAUUGAUAUGGCAAAGGGACUUGCUGUUGCUUGGGGUGUGCCGUUGGUGGGGGUUCAUCAUAUGCAGGCUCACGCCUUGACACCUCGUCUGGUGAGAGCGUUGGGUAUGAGCAUGGGAGAGAAGGAGACGGAAGGGAGGACUCGAUCUGGACCCGAGUUUCCUUUCCUGUCUCUUCUCGUCUCCGGAGGACACACACAGCUCGUCUACUCCUCCGGUCUCACCGAUCACGCCAUCCUCGCCACGAGCGGCGAUAUUGCCGUCGGGAACCUGCUCGACCAGACAGCCCGCGACAUACUCCCCGCGGACGUCUUUGACUCGAGCGACCACGUCAUGUACGGUCGUCUCCUUGAGGCUUUUGCCUUUCCUCCGAGCGAGGACAUGGAGUCUGCUUACGAAGCUGUCUUUACGCCGCCAGCCUCGCGGGCUGCUGAGAUGGAACCACCUCCGUCAGGGCAUGACUGGGUUGUGCCGACACCGUUUAGGCAGAGUCGUAAGCUUGCCUUUUCCUUUAGCAGUAUAUACACGCAUGUGCACAAUAUUGCUACGGAAUCAGGCUCAUCUAUGUCUAUGGUUGAGCGCCAGAAACUGGCACAACACACCAUGAUGGCAGCGUUUACACAUCUCGCGGGUCGGCUAUGCGUAGCCUUGGAGGAUAGACCAGAGCUGUGUGAGGCAAAGACACUCGUCGUGGCUGGCGGCGUGGCGAGCAAUCGUUUCCUCAUGCACGUUCUUCGACGGAUGCUGGCAGUUCGUGGGUUUGAACAUUUACAAAUCGUAGCACCACCUGUUGAGCUCUGCACCGACAACGCCGCCAUGAUUGCGUGGACGGGCAUGGAGAUGUUCCAGGCCGGUUGGGAGUCUGAGGUGAACAUCACGGGGAUUGGAAAAUGGCCUAUGGACCCGGAGCAUGGGGAGGGCAUAUUGGGCGUUGAAGGUUGGGUGAGACGAGAGUCAUGA